Messenger RNA from Colias croceus (clouded yellow), 3514 nucleotides. It is a transcript of the gene cher, whose product is annotated as filamin-A. The transcript has 20 exons. The record is from RefSeq and is a predicted model, not a curated record. Gene Ontology annotation, biological process: actin cytoskeleton organization. NCBI's taxonomy places the organism in Eukaryota, Metazoa, Arthropoda, Insecta, Lepidoptera, Pieridae. Gene Ontology annotation, molecular function: actin filament binding. The coding region runs from base 213 to 2975 and encodes 920 amino acids.
GAGCGGUCCUCUGGAAUUCGAAUUUAAAAAAAAGAAGAAAAAAAAUUGUUUGUGGCCAGUGUAGUGCUAGUGCUCGGUAAUUAAAUUUGGUGUUUGAAAUUCAAAAUGGCGGGAGUACGACAUUCCAUAUUCUAUCCAUAGAUAACACUAUACAUGUAGAUAAUUAAUUGUCAUUAUAUUGCUAUUGUAUUGUGGUGAUUUAAUUGAAAUCAAUGGCUUUAAUGGGACUGUGGAAUUCUCUCGUUGGUACCAACGAAAAGGAAUAUAACUGGAACGAAGUAGCCACAUUGUAUUUAGACACACACAAGAAAUAUUUCUCCGUGUCUGAGAUCGAUCAAGAAGCAGUGCCUAUCGUGUUCUCUGAGUCGCAUAAAAUUGGGUUCAACAAAACCGGCCUGGGAUAUACUCCGAUUAAUUUCCUCACCAUUUACCAUAUUGACAGUAGAAGAGCGGAAGUCAAGAUGCCUAGCGGUAACAUCGACCAGCCCACGAUAGAGGACAACAGGGAUGGCACCGUCAGCAUCAAGUACGAGCCGCGGGAGGAGGGUGUCCAUGAGCUCUAUGUGAAGUACAAUGGGGAGCAUGUGCAAGGUUCCCCCUACAAGUUCCACGUGGACUCGAUCUCCUCAGGGUACGUGACUGCAUACGGACCAGGUCUGAUCAGCGGUGUGAGCGGGGAGCCGAGCCAGUUCACCAUCAGCACCAAGGGAGCGGGGGCUGGGGGUCUGUCCCUGGCUGUGGAAGGGCCCAGUAAAGCUGAGAUCACUUGCCACGACAACAAAGAUGGUACAGUGUCUGUGUCGUUCCUCCCGACUGCGCCCGGCGAGUACAAGGUGUCUGUUCGAUUCGGGGACAAGCAUAUCAAGGGAUCGCCGUUUAUGGCUAAGGUGACAGGCGAAGGUCGUAAGAGGAACCAGAUCUCCGUGGGCAGCUGCAGCGAAGUCACUUUGCCUGGAAAGAUCACUGACAAUGAUAUUAGGAGCCUUAACGCUUCUAUCCAGGCACCAUCAGGCCUCGAAGAGCCCUGUUUCCUGAAACAACUGCCAUCAGGCAACAUUGGCAUCAGCUUCACCCCCCGGGAGGCAGGUCAGCACAUCGUCUCCGUCAAGAAGAUGGGGGUCCACAUCCAGAACUCGCCUUUCACCAUCACUGUGAUGGAACAGGAAGUUGGGGAUGCUAAGAAAGUCAAGGUAUCUGGCAGUGCCCUGAAGGAGGGUAAGACCCAGGGGGAGAACACGUUCACGGUGGACACCAGGAACGCGGGGUAUGGAGGUCUUUCCUUGUCUAUUGAAGGUCCCAGCAAAGCUGAGAUUCAGUGCGCGGACAGCAAAGAUGGCGUGCUGGCUAUCAGCUACAAGCCGACUGAACCUGGCUACUACAUCGUGAAUCUCAAGUUCGCUGACCAUCAUGUUGAAGGGUCACCUUUUACUGUUAAGGUGACAGGCGAAGGCAGUAACCGCCAACGCGAAAAGAUCCAACGACAACGCGACCCCGCGCCGCUCACUGAAGUCGGCACUAACUGCAAACUUACAUUUAAAAUGCCUGGAAUCACCUCGUUCGACCUGGCAGCCACGGUCACCAGCCCGGGGGGUGUCUCCGAAGAUGCGGAGAUCCAGGAGGUGGAAGAUGGUCUGUACUCCGUGCACUUCGUCCCCAAGGAACUGGGGGUCCAUACGGUCUCUGUGAAAUACAGGGAAAUUCAUAUUCCUGGAUCCCCCUUCCAAUUCACCGUUGGGCCUCUCCGGGACUCCGGGGCCCAUUUAGUGAAGGCUGGAGGCACCGGCCUCGAGCGGGGCGAAGCCGGGCGCUUCAACGAGUUCAACGUGUGGACCAGAGAGGCUGGGGCCGGACAACUGGCCAUCUCGCUUGAGGGGCCGAGCAAAGCAGAGAUUGACUUUAAGGACAGGAAGGAUGGAUCUUGCGACGUUUCGUACAAGGUUGAUGAGCCUGGUGAAUACCGUAUCGGCUUGAAGUUCAACGAGCAGCACAUACCAGACUCUCCCUUCAAGGUGUACAUCAGCCCAGCGGUGGGAGACGCUCAUCUGCUUGAGGUCGCGCAGUUCCCGGACUCUGCGCAAGUGGACAAACCAACACAAUUCUAUAUCAGGCUCAAUGGUGCUAAGGGACAGCUUAGUGGAACUGUUGUAUCCCCAACAGGCAAGACAGACGACUGCUUCAUCCAGAACAUAGAUGGAGACCAGUAUUCCAUCAGGUUCAUGCCACGAGAGAAUGGCGUCCACAACAUCAAUGUUAAGUUCAACGGAGUGCAUAUACCCGCGUCGCCGCUGAGGAUCAAGGUCGGUAAGGAUGAUGCUGAUCCAGCUGCUGUGCACGCGCAUGGAGCUGGUCUGGGAACUGUUAAGACAGGCGCCAAAACGGACCUAAUAAUCGACACAUGUAACGCCGGAGCGGGAAUCCUCGCGGUGACAAUGGACGGCCCCUCACGAGUGGCCAUGGACUGUACUGAGGUUGAGGAGGGAUAUAAGGUGCGAUACACGCCUCUGGCCCCCGGCUUCUAUUACAUGAGCAUCAAGUACAACGGUCACCACAUUGUCGGCUCACCAUUCAAGAUUGAGGCCGCAGGAGAGAACCUGGCAGAAAUCGGAGCGCAAGAAACCAGCUCAGUGACAGUGGAAACAGUACAAAAGGUAUCGAAAGCUGCGCAGAAGCAAGGGCCGGUACUUCCCCACUUCAAGUCGGACGCCUCGAAGGUCACGAGCAAGGGCAUGGGCCUGAAGAAGGCGUAUCUGAACAAGCACAACCAGUUCACUGUACAUGCUGGGGAUGCGGGUAACAACAUCCUCUACGUCGGUAUCUACGGACCCAAAGGUCCCUGUGACGAGGUCCAACUGAAACACAAAGGUAAAAACAACUACGAGUGUUGGUACGUAGUGCGCGACCGGGGGGAGUACAUUGUGAUCGUCAAGUGGGGGGAGGAACACAUCCCCGGAUCGCCUUAUAAGGUCGAGGUCUAGAUCAUCUAGAUCAAAAUGUAGAUUUACUUCGAUUUUGUCAGAUUUUACUUUUUGUUUUUUGUUAGUGUCUGAUGUUUUGGAGCUUGUUGGUAUUAUCGAUUCUAUGACGUUAAAAUCGUUGUGUUGAUCAAUUUUGGCAAUGAAUUGAGAUAUUGUUAAAGGGAAAUCUAAAUUUUAGUUUGUGUGGUUUCUAUUAUCCUAAGUGGCAUUUUUUCUGUAUCCUUAAAAUACUUUAAUUCUCAUUGAAUUUUGAUUAUAUUAUAAAAGAAGAAUUAGCGUGUAGUGUUUCGGAAUUGUAACUUGCAUUUCUGAUAAAUAUUGGUUUUUAAGGAUAAUAAUAUUAUGUAAUUGUGGUAAAUUUUUGAUAAAUAUAGUGUGUGAUAAACGAAAGUCUUUUAGUGUCUGAAGACUGUGUUUUGUUUAGCUUACAUAAUCUCUUAAUAUAUAUAAAUCUCGUGUCACAAUGUUUGUCCUCAAUGGACUCCUAAACCACUUAACGGAUUGUAAUAAAAUUCGCACACCAUGAGCAGUUCGAUCCA